Molecule: messenger RNA, 1304 nt
Organism: Dermatophagoides pteronyssinus (European house dust mite)
Lineage: Eukaryota; Metazoa; Arthropoda; Arachnida; Sarcoptiformes; Pyroglyphidae
Product: 2-amino-3-carboxymuconate-6-semialdehyde decarboxylase-like
Biological process (GO): secondary metabolic process
Cellular component (GO): cytoplasm; cytosol
Molecular function (GO): carboxy-lyase activity; hydrolase activity
Source: RefSeq, a predicted model, not a curated record
GAUUGAUGCGAUAAUUGAUUUUUUUUUCUUCUUCUUUUUGCUUGGUAACAAUGUCAUAUAAAUACUGUCGGUGGUUGUAGUUGUUUUUGUUGUUUUUUUUCUCCUCGAAGAUCAUUGAAUGAUAAUUUUUUGAAUGAAAAAAAAAUUAUGGAAAAAAUUGAUGUUCAUGCACAUAUUUUACCGGAAAAACUUCCAUCAUUCAGAGAAAAAUUCGGAUAUUCUGGUUGGAUACGAUUAGAACAUCAAUUUGAUUCGAAUGGUUUGAAAUGUUCAAAACUUGUUUAUGAUGAUGAUAAAACAGCAAUGAGAAUUGUUGAUAAACGACUUUAUUGUAUUCAAACACGAUUGAAUGAAAUGAAAAAAAAUGGUGUUAAUAAACAGGUAAUUUCAACCGUACCAGUUACAUUUAAUUAUUGGGCAAAAAGUGAAGAUAAUGAAUUUGUUGCAAGAUAUUUGAAUGAUAAUAUUGCAAAUGUAAUAAGAAAAUGGCCAGAUAAAUUUAUUGGUCUUGGUACAGUACCAAUGCAAAAUAUUGAACUUGCAAUCAAAGAAUUAAUACGUUGUCGUACAGAACUUGGUAUGAAUGGUUUAAUUAUUGGUACACAUGUUAAUGAUCAAUCAUAUGAUGAUCCAAUAUUUGAACCAUUUUGGAAAGCAUCUGUUGAUUAUAAUAUGCCAUUAUUUAUUCAUCCAUGGGAUGUUAUUAAACCGAAUCGUUGGAAUAAAUUUUGGCUGCCAUAUAUUGUUGGUAUGACAGCUGAAACAACUGCUACUGCAUUACAAUUAGCAUUUAGUGGUGUUUUUGAACGUCAUCCAAAAUUGAAAAUUAUACUUGCACAUUGUGGUGGUACAUUACCAUAUAUUAAUCAACGUGCAAAUCAUGCAUAUAAUGUUUAUCCUGAAGAUAUGUGCAAAGAUUUUCAAUCACCAAAUCAAUAUCUUAAACAAAAUCCAAAUAUUUGUGCCGAUACAUUAGUUCAUGAUCCAAAUGCAUUAGAAUUAGCCAUAAAUUUUUUUGGUUCAGAUUCAUUAUUACUUGGAUCGGAUUAUCCAUUUAAACUUGGUGAAGACGAACCCGGUUCAUUGAUUGAUAAAUUAUCAGAUCGUUUCCCUAUGGAUUUAAAACAGAAAAUUUUUAAUAAAAAUGCCAAACGAAUAUUCAAUAUUGAUUGAAUUUGAUUUUUUUUUCAAAAAAAAAAAAUAUCGAUUGUAUCGAUUAAGUCAUUCAUCACUAAACAGAGUGAUUUAUUUUUCAAAACAAAAAAUUUUUUUAUUUUUUAUUUAUGAUGAUUAAAAUAAAAUGA